Aspergillus ochraceoroseus IBT 24754 is the source of this 861-nucleotide messenger RNA. RefSeq names its product putative plasma membrane ammonium transporter (Ato3). The record is from RefSeq and is a predicted model, not a curated record. Gene Ontology annotation, cellular component: plasma membrane. Gene Ontology annotation, molecular function: acetate transmembrane transporter activity. NCBI's taxonomy places the organism in Eukaryota, Fungi, Ascomycota, Eurotiomycetes, Eurotiales, Aspergillaceae. The transcript has 6 exons. Bases 1 to 861 code for a protein of 286 amino acids.
AUGGACAGCCACAGCGAGGAAUUCAAAAACCCGACAGACCAUGAUGACCAGUAUCUGGGUCCACAGGAGACUCGGUCGUCUGCAAUUCAUAGGAUACGGACAGCUGGAAACGUAUCCAUCUCGCCAGAGCUUUUUGAAAAGCUCUACCUGAACCCAAAGAUCCCAGUCGCGGGAAACCUGCGACAGGUCCUUGGUAACCCAACUCCGAUUGCGAUUACGGGCUUUGUGAUAAGCUUGACGCCAUUGUCGUGCGAUCUUAUGGGGUGGAGAGGAGCUGGUGGCAACGGUGCGGCUAAUAUCGGAGCAUACUUCUUUUUCGGAGGAAUUCUGUUGAUGGUUGGGGGGUUCUUGGAGUUCAUCAUCGGCAACACUUUCUCCAGCGUCGUUUUCAUGUCGUUCGCUAGCUUUUAUCUGACUCUCGGUUCAACUCUCCAACCAUUCUACGGCGCCUACGCAGCGUACUCGCCAUCAGCUACAGAUCCCACGGCAGGACUAGAUACACAGGGCUUCAAUGCAACCUUUGGAUUCUUCCUCGUGUUUUUCGAAAUCUUAUGCUUUUUCUACUUGAUCUGCUCUCUGCGAACCAACUUGGUGCUGGUGUAUAUCAUGUUCACGGUUGUCGUCGGUCUGGGUCUCACGGCAGCUUCCUACUUUCACAGGGCAACGCAAGACGCAUCCCUUGCUCACAGUUAUCAAGUGGCUGGUGGUGCGAUCCUGUUCGCGUGCUCGCUGGGUGGAUGGUAUCUACUGUUAGCGUUGCUCCUCCCAACGGUGGAUUUUCCCUUCGAGCUGCCUGUUGGUGAUCUAUCUUGUCGCAUUCCCUCCAUGUCUCAGCGAAAACUGAACAAGGACCAAGUCUAG